CUAACAAUUAAGAUUUCUAACUUAAAGAAUUUAAUUGGAUGUUGAACUAUUUGUAGGUGAAAGGAACAUAAAACUAAAAACAAAAUUAUGAUGAGAAAUAUAAAACGAAAUUCAUAAUUUUUUUUUCCCUCUGUCUGUCUCUCUCUCUCUCUCUAAUUUUCUGUUGGAACAGUUUGGUUUUAACUUCCUAGAUGGCCCACGACACCGAUUCAACGUCAUCGACGACCUUUUUCCUCAAAUUUUCACCACCCCCCAAUUAUUAUUCCAACAAUGGAAUUUCAUAUAUAUUUCAAAUUAUCUAACUUCUUCCCUUUCUUAAACCCUCUCUCUCAAAACUCUCAUCUCUCUCUCUCUACUAUUCUCUUUUCAUGGAGAUCAACAACAACAACAACAACAACGCCACCCCUCAAGCUCCUGAUUCCCCGCCGGAAAAUUCCUCCGCCGCCGGAGCCGAAGAGCAAGAAGAGAGUGGUUGGACUGAUUACUUGGAGGAUUAUUUCAAUUCUGAAUUAGUUGAAAGAGAGAGCAGUUUUUUGUGUUCAAGUAUUGGGAGCUGUUCGAAUUGGGAUGAUCUUAAUAAUAUUUCAUACCCCAAUUAUGAUAUUAAUUAUAAUAUCAAUGUUGGGAAUGUAAAUUAUGACGAUUUCCCAAAAUCAAAUAACCUAACUUUCAAGAAAACAAGAACUCAGAAAAUUUUUGAGGAUGAUGAUUCCUUACAAGAUACUGCUACUUCUCCUAUUCACAGUCCAAAAGUUGUUGAUCUGAAAGUGAGAACAUCCCAAGAAAAUCCAAGGUUUGAUGAUCACAUCACAAUCUUCGCUAAUUCUACGGGAAGUGGAAGGCAAAUGGGGAAAUAUUACUCAAACAAAGAAAAGAGUGUUUAUUCAGCUGAGAAAAAAGGGUUGUGUUUGUUGCCCUUCUCCAUGCUUCUUAAUUACCAUAAUUGAGAUGUAUUAAUUUUUUAAGCAAUAAUAUAUAUGUUGAGCAAUUUAAAUACUUUUUCUCUUUUUCAUUUUAAUUGUUAUAUAUCAAGUAAAUAUGUGACAAGAAUUUAAUCUCCU
This is a messenger RNA of Cucumis melo (muskmelon), 1061 nucleotides long. Its product is annotated as vascular-related unknown protein 1-like. Gene Ontology annotation, biological process: xylem development. Lineage: Eukaryota; Viridiplantae; Streptophyta; Magnoliopsida; Cucurbitales; Cucurbitaceae. The coding region runs from base 369 to 947 and encodes 192 amino acids. The transcript has 3 exons. The record is from RefSeq and is a predicted model, not a curated record.